CAAACACUGAGCCUUAAAAAGGCGCAUCACAUCCCGCCAACACAUCUUGCUUUCCUUCUUUCACCUUCGUCGACUUUGAUAGUCCCUUUUUUUCUCGCACAUCCUAUUUCACUUCAUAUCGCCAAUAUGCCUGACGAAUCUUCGAAGCCUGCACCAAUCCCUGACCUCUCCGGUACUCUUCUCGAAGACCGCCUUCUCUUCAUGGAAUGUCUUGGUGCUGGCAGCUUUGGCAAGGUCUACCGCGCGAUUGACGUUACCUCGCAUAAGGACGAUCCCUGUAUCUUUGCCGUCAAGUGUCUCCGUAAACCUGAGCGUGGUUCGUUCGAGGCGGACCUCCAAAGGCGCGAAUUUCUCAGCCAUCUCGCUGCUUCUGACCAUGACAAUGUCGUCACUCUCCAUGAAAUCAUCAUCGAUAAACCUUAUGUUUACGUUGUGCUCGACCUGUGUGCCGGCGGCGAUAUGUUCCGCGCUAUCGUCACGGACGGCUACUUCACUCAGCGGACUGACAGAAUCAAAGUCGCCUUUCUGCAGAUUCUUGACGCCCUGCACUACUGUCACCAACACAGCGUUUUCCAUCGUGAUAUCAAACCGGAGAAUAUCUUGUUUUCGAAGGAUCACUCUCAGGCGUUCCUCGCAGACUUUGGUUUAGCGACGCUAGAGCCGUAUUCAGACGAGCAUAGGUGCGGUAGCUGGGAGUAUAUGAGUCCCGAGUGCAUUGGCAAGGAAUUCGGGUUCCGGGGCAAGUUGUAUUCAACACGAGCCAACGAUACUUGGGCCCUUGGCGUGCUUCUUGUCAACAUGAUUACGGCUCGAUCACCGUGGGCAGUAGCUAGGAAGAAAGACAAAUGCUUCGAGGCCUAUCUCGCCAACAACGACUAUUUUCUAGCCGUUCUACCCAUCUCGGAAGGCGCGAACAAUAUUUUCAAGAAGAUAUUUGACCUUGACCCUUCGACGCGUAUCUCCCUUCCACAGCUCCGUAGCGAGAUUGUCGCGCUCGAUACAUUCUUCUCGCCAGCCCAGGAUCCCGUCACCAGUGAAUCCAUGCCCAUAAAACCUGACAAGACAUCGCCUCGUAACUCAGCUUGCCUUCGCCGCUCCGGUAUAUCUAUACAGCCUGCUCUUUCAUCCCGUGGUAUUGGUCUCCUCAGCAUCACCCCUUCUUUCAUCGACAGGAUCGGACUACUCGUCGUCAAGGAUAUUGACCCUGCUUCUCCGCUGUCCGCUCCAGGGCCGUCUGCUGUAGAAACCUCGGUCCUCGCUGUUCCUGAUGCGAGCACUUCACUAAUGUCCGCGGCGAGCAGCAUCGCGCCUAUAACUCCCGAAACACAUGCUGCUGUGGUCCCAGUUGAGAUUGAGGAAGUACCGGGUAUCCCGGGGAACGAGGAUUUGGAAUCGGUAGUAAGGAAGGGGCACAAAUUUAGGGACCUGAGGAAGCCGACAUGGGUUCGAGAUGUGGUUCCGAAGAGCAGUUUUUUACAGAGAUUUGUGCAGCGCUUGACGCCGGCGUCAAGAAGCAUUCGCUAGUACGGAGGCAUAUCGGACAU
This is a messenger RNA of Desarmillaria tabescens, 1544 nucleotides long. Its product is annotated as kinase-like domain-containing protein. Gene Ontology annotation, biological process: protein autophosphorylation; peptidyl-serine phosphorylation; intracellular signal transduction. Lineage: Eukaryota; Fungi; Basidiomycota; Agaricomycetes; Agaricales; Physalacriaceae. Gene Ontology annotation, molecular function: calmodulin binding; calcium/calmodulin-dependent protein kinase activity; ATP binding. The record is from RefSeq and is a predicted model, not a curated record. The coding region runs from base 127 to 1524 and encodes 465 amino acids. Gene Ontology annotation, cellular component: nucleus; cytoplasm. The transcript is spliced from 2 exons.